GAAACAAAGGGAACUGCGGGGGGACGAAGGGGGGCCGAGGCCCGGGCGCAGGAAACGCACCAAUCAGCGGUUCCCCCGGGUUCACAACUGUCUGCGGCGUCCGGAAAACUCUCCGGUGCGCGGGGACUGGGGCCCGGCCCCCUCGCUCCGGCCUAGCCCCACGGCCCUCCGAGCGGCCCGGGGCGUGCUCGGGGCCCCCAGCGGCUCCAGCACCGACGGCCGAGCCCCAGGUCUCUGCCCUCGCGCGGGGCCCGAGCCGCGGCCGGAGGGAGCGGCCGGAUGGAGCGGAGGAUGAAAGGCGGAUACUUGGACCAGCAAGUGCCAUACACCUUCUGCAGCAAAUCGCCCGGAAAUGGGAGCCUGCGCGAAGCGCUGAUCGUCCCGCAGGGGAAGCUCAUGGACCCCGGCUCCCUGCAGCCCCCCGACUCCGAAGAUCUCUUCCAGGAUCUAAGUCACUUCCAGGAGACGUGGCUUUCCGAAGCUCAGGUACCAGACAGUGACGAGCAGUUCGUUCCCGAUUUCCAUUCAGAAAACUUAGCUUUCCACAGCCCCACCACCAGGAUCAAGAAGGAGCCCCAGAGUCCCCGCACAGACCCGGCCCUGUCCUGCAGCAGGAAGCCGCCACUCCCCUACCACCAUGGCGAGCAGUGCCUUUACUCCAGUGCCUAUGAUCCCUCCAGACAAAUCGCCAUCAAGUCCCCCGCCCCUGGUGCCCCUGGACAGUCACCCCUGCAGCCCUUUCCUCGGGCAGAACAACAGAGUUUCCUAAGGUCCUCUGGUACCUCCCAGCCCCACCCUGCUGACCACGGGUACCUCAGGGAGCACAGCUCCAUCUUCCAGCAGCCCUCGGACAUUUGCCACUCCUUCACGUCCUCUCAGGGAGGGGGCCGGGAGCCCCUCCCAGCCCCCUACCAACACCAGCUAUCAGAGCCCUGCCUGCCCUACCCACAGCAGAGCUUCAAGCAGGAAUACCACGACCCCCUGUAUGAGCAGGCGGGUCAGCCGGCAGUGGGCCCCGGUGGGGUCAGUGGGCACAGGUACCCAGGGGCGGGGGUGGUGAUCAAACAGGAGCAGAUGGACUUCGCCUAUGACUCAGACGUCCCUGGGUGUGCAUCAAUGUACCUUCACACAGAGGGCUUCUUUGGGCCCUCCCCAGCUGAUGGGGCCAUGGGCUAUGGCUAUGAGAAACCUCUGCGACCAUUCCCAGAUGAUGUCUGUGUCGUCCCUGAGAAAUUUGAAGGAGACGUCAAGCAGGAAGGGAUUGGCGCAUUCCGAGAGGGGCCGCCCUACCAGCGCCGGGGUGCCUUGCAGCUGUGGCAGUUUCUAGUCGCCCUGCUGGAUGACCCAACGAAUGCCCACUUCAUUGCCUGGACUGGCCGGGGGAUGGAGUUCAAACUAAUUGAGCCUGAGGAGGUCGCCAGGCUCUGGGGCAUCCAGAAGAACCGGCCGGCCAUGAAUUAUGACAAGCUGAGCCGCUCACUCCGAUAUUAUUAUGAGAAAGGCAUCAUGCAGAAGGUGGCCGGCGAGCGUUAUGUCUACAAAUUUGUGUGUGAGCCCGAGGCCCUCUUCUCUCUGGCCUUCCCGGACAAUCAACGUCCAUCUCUCAAGGCUGAGUUUGACCGGCCGGUCAGUGAGGAGGACACAGUACCCUUGUCCCACUUGGACGAGAGCCCCGCCCACCUCCCUGAGCUGACUGGCCCUGCUCAGCCCUUUGGCCCCAAGGGUGGCUACUCUUACUAGCCCCAGCAGCCACCCCUCUGCCACCGGUGGGUGCUGCCCUGUGUACAUAGAGAUGAAUUAGGUGUUGGGG
Messenger RNA from Trichechus manatus latirostris (Florida manatee), 1810 nucleotides. It is a transcript of the gene ETV4, whose product is annotated as ETS variant transcription factor 4. The record is from RefSeq and is a predicted model, not a curated record. NCBI's taxonomy places the organism in Eukaryota, Metazoa, Chordata, Mammalia, Sirenia, Trichechidae. The transcript has 13 exons. Gene Ontology annotation, cellular component: nucleus. Bases 280 to 1740 code for a protein of 486 amino acids. Gene Ontology annotation, molecular function: sequence-specific DNA binding; DNA-binding transcription factor activity, RNA polymerase II-specific. Gene Ontology annotation, biological process: cell differentiation; regulation of transcription by RNA polymerase II.